Molecule: messenger RNA, 1233 nt
Organism: Caenorhabditis bovis
Lineage: Eukaryota; Metazoa; Nematoda; Chromadorea; Rhabditida; Rhabditidae
Source: the annotation of a GenBank genome assembly
AUGCGGCCUCGCACGCCCAAUAUCGCACAAGCACUACGCCGACGAGACAGAAGCGCAGAAGACGGUCGACAACAUUUCGAUUCCGACAUCCCUCAAACGUCGAGCCAAUACGAGGACGAACACCGAUGGUGGAAAAGGCGGCGGCGGCGGCGCGACGCGGACCGUCGCGACAACGCCGACGACGGCGACGACCACCGCGGCGAACCAUCGCCACCUCUAGGCUUCAUUUAUUCAAAGCCGGUGUGCACAUCGACGCCGCAACGAAAUCCGAGAGACAACGAGCAGGAAGAAGCAAGAAAUUGGAAGCAGGAAGAGAAGCGCCGGCACAAUUCUAGGCGAAGUCGUCAUUCAAAUUUUAUUUUUCAACAACGUGUAAAUGCCAGCGAGAAGUGCACCAUUUGGUCAGACGCAGAAAUACCCGAACUCUGCUCAGCUGGAACUCAGUCACGGCUCCGUAUGCUAAGACAUAUCUACCUUUUUCCAGAACUUCAGCCGCUGUCAUUAAUUGAUCUAUUUGGUGGCUGGAAGGAUGACAACGGCAAGUGGCAGCUUCAAACCGGCGAGAAGGGCAACGACUGUAUUGCAGGCAGUAUUAAUCGGUGUACCACAUGCUUCCAGAGACUGUCAGGAAUUCUUCGUAAGCUGGAUGAAGCAUUCAAAUCGUUUGAUGUCACACUGUCGAGAUUUGAUUGCUUACCCGCAGUUGAUACUGCCUCAGCAACGCGGCCAUUCUCGCCCAAUGCCACAUGUGAAAAUUGCAAGAUCUGGUAUCGCCGUUGGCUGCUGGUUCAAUCGUUGCAGAUUUGGAAACGUCCACCAUGCGUCAAUUGGUGCUAUUACACUCAGUUGGCGUGUCCGCAUUUAGCGCCUGCCAAGCUUUGGGAUUACGCCGGCCAUCCCUCGUUUCAAUGUCGAGACAUGGAUAUCGACAGUUGGCGUCAGGAAUGUGACUGUGUGCAUCCAUGUGAUGUUAAGGGUGUCGUGGAUACCAUUGUCACUGGAAACGCGCCAUCAUUUCGCCAUGAUUUCUUUGCUGCUCAGGUGCACUGCGAGACGCGUAAAAAAGAAUGUCACACACGCUCGACGGCGCAUGAUCGGAGAUUGUCGGCCUCAUUGUCGAAUGAGGAUGAGGAUGAAUAUGAGCAGACAACGAGUACCAGUUUUGGGUACACCGGCUGGGGAUCACCUCAACGUCUACUAACAUUCUUCCUCAUUUUAUUGUUGAUGUUAUAA